Diatraea saccharalis (sugarcane borer) is the source of this 747-nucleotide messenger RNA. The record is from the annotation of a GenBank genome assembly. Lineage: Eukaryota; Metazoa; Arthropoda; Insecta; Lepidoptera; Crambidae.
AUGAAAUCUAUUCAAGAAUCCAUGGCCGAACUUCAACAGUACUUCACUGGAAAAAUGGAUGAAUAUCAAAGUGAGCUUCAGGCUGCAUCCCCGUCCCCAAACAUCAACAAUCUGAAGAGUGAUUUCGCUGCAUUUCGGUCCUUUAUCAUGACAGUACUACAAGGAUUACAGCAACAAGUGGGUCUCCUUGCGCAUCAGGUAGACAAUAUUGAAAUGCGGACCCGGCGAAAAAUGCUCUUGUGUCAUGGCUUGCCUGAGGUGAAGGAUGAGGACGCUGCAGCUGUGAUAACCAAUGCUAUUGUUGAUCGGUUAAAAAUUACCGAGUUCACCGUCGACAGUAUAAGCAAGUGUCAUCGUAUGGGGCGUGCUUCUGGGAAUGGUAAGCCUAGACCCAUUCUUUUGAAAGUACACGACAUCAGAUUGCGGGAUAAGAUCUGGUUCGCUAAGACGGCGCUCAAAAAGUCGGGGAUUACUAUAUCUGAGUUCCUUACGAAGGCGAGGCACGACGUUUUUAUGGCAGCCCGUGACGCAUUUGGUGUUCAUAAAUGCUUUACGCAGCAAGGGCUUGUCAUGGUAAUUGGUACCGACGGGAAGCGCACGCGCAUCAGUUCCAUGGAGGAGUUGAAGAAGCUUACUGUAACAGUGGAAUUAACACCGGAAACUGCUAAGGAAGCCACGGUUCCCCUCCCGUUGAAACCUGUGAUCACGACGAAAAGUAGGCGUGCUGGUGUCGCGAGCAAGAAGUGA